This is a messenger RNA of Saprolegnia diclina VS20, 1987 nucleotides long. RefSeq lists its product as hypothetical. Lineage: Eukaryota; Oomycota; Saprolegniomycetes; Saprolegniales; Saprolegniaceae. The record is from RefSeq and is a predicted model, not a curated record. The transcript has a single exon. Gene Ontology annotation, cellular component: cilium. The coding region runs from base 18 to 1943 and encodes 641 amino acids. Gene Ontology annotation, biological process: protein polyglutamylation; microtubule cytoskeleton organization. Gene Ontology annotation, molecular function: tubulin binding; tubulin-glutamic acid ligase activity.
CUGAAACAUUCGCGAGGAUGGCCGAGAAGCGGGCGAAGAAGCCGCGCCGGAUCAAGAUCAACAUGACGCUGGCCAAGUACGAGGUCAUCAAGAAGAUCGCAAAGGACCGCGGGUGGAAGAUGAUCAGCGACGAAGACGACAAGGCGGGCAUUGCGAGCUGCAACGUCCACUGGAUCGACGUGCCCGACUUCCUCAAUACGUUCAAGCACAUGCAGCCGUUCCAGAAGGUCAACCACUUUCCUGGCAUGUCCAACUUGGCGCGCAAGUCGAAGCUCGCGCGCAACUUCCAGCGCAUGACCAAGCUCUUCCCGUCCGAGUACGAUUUUUGCCCCAAGACGUGGAUCCUGCCGUUCGAUUACACGGAGUUCUCGCAGCAGUUUAAUGCGGACGGCACGUCGUCACGCGCUUUCAUCAUCAAGCCCGACCACUCGUGCCAAGGCCGCGGCGUCUUCCUCACCAAGCAGCUCAAGGACGUCAACAAGACCGACAUAUUUGUCGCCCAGCGCUACUUGCCGUCGCCACUCCUCAUUGGCGGCAAGAAGUUUGACUUGCGGAUCUACGUGCUCGUCUCGUCCAUCUCGCCGCUGCGCGUGUACCUCUUCCAGGACGGUCUCGUGCGCAUGUGCACGGCCGACUACACGGCGCCGAAUGCGGCCAAUAUGGAGCAAAAGUUCAUGCACCUCACCAACUAUGCGAUCAAUAAGCGCUCCAACAACUUUGAAAAGAACAAGCACGAGGCCGUCGAUGGCCAAGGCAGCAAGCGGUCGCUGCGCUGGUUCCUCUCGUGGCUCGGCGAGACGCACGACAGCGCCAAAGUCGACGCGCUCUGGGAAGGCAUCGGGGACAUCUGCCUCAAGUCGAUCCUCGCCGUCCAGCCGACGAUCGCGCACGAGUACCAUAGCACAUUUGCAAAGUUUCCAAAGCGCGUCGACGACCCCCCGAACGUCGCAUCGUCGAGCUUUGCCGUCCUUGGCAUGGACGUGCUCGUCGACGACCACCUCAAGCCGUGGCUGCUCGAGGUCAACCAUUUGCCGAGCUUUCAUUGCGACUCGCCGCUCGACUGGAACAUCAAGGAGCGCCUCCUCAACCAAACGCUCGACAUUAUGCAAAUUUCGGGCGACGACAAGGCGAAUUACGAGAGUUCGCAGGCCAAACACCUCCAACAGCGCCUUUACGGCGGCGAGAGAGCGCUCGAUGAUGGCGACAACAACCAAGACGGCGACGGCCCCGAGACGAAUGCGACGCCCGCGUCGUCACCGCCACCCUUGUCCCACGAUGACCUCACAAAAGCCCUUUUCGCGUUCUACACAGACAUGAACCUGGAAAAGUGCAAGGACAUUCCCCUCAUUGUACAAAAGUUUGAGCAUAAUCAAGACGAGCUCCACAAAAGCUUGACGGCCAAGUACACGAAAGGCGUCUUCGACUAUGCACCCCAGUGGGACGGCGAAGAGCUCGUCGACUUUGUACGGUUGUACCCGCCACCGAUCGCAACAGCGAAAAACGCAAUUUACAAGACGAUGCUCGAAGCGUGCCAGAGCAACAUCCACGAUCAACUGCUGCGACUCACGGCGCCGCUCCACCGCAAGGGCGACGAAGGCACGAAGCUCCCGCCGAUCCUCAAAGGCGGAAGCAAGAAGGAGCUCGGCCGCGACUGCUUUGGCUACACGGGCACGGACAAACUGCACCACCUCGAGCUCAAGGAAAAGAAACCAUUGGCGAUGCCGGGCCCGGCCCAGGUCGCCGCCGCCGCGCGCCUCAUGAUGGGGCACUCGAGCAAGCACUUGGACGUGGCCGUGCCCGUGCGCCCACUGUCCCAAAACGCCGCGCCGGCCCCGCGCCGCGACAGCGUCCAGUACGGCAUGGCGUACCGCGAGCGUCUCGACAGUCUCAAGAACAAGCCGACGGUCGCCAUGACCCAAAUUACGUUUGGCGGCUUUGGCUAAAACUACCUUGAAUAAGGCGCAAUGCAUGUAGAUAUUCUACCGCA